Messenger RNA from Colletotrichum phormii, 2494 nucleotides. RefSeq names its product ThiF family protein. The record is from RefSeq and is a predicted model, not a curated record. Gene Ontology annotation, molecular function: SUMO activating enzyme activity. The transcript has 5 exons. Gene Ontology annotation, cellular component: SUMO activating enzyme complex; cytoplasm. Gene Ontology annotation, biological process: protein sumoylation. The coding region runs from base 244 to 2358 and encodes 704 amino acids. NCBI's taxonomy places the organism in Eukaryota, Fungi, Ascomycota, Sordariomycetes, Glomerellales, Glomerellaceae.
CGUGCCUUCCGCUGACCUCAGGGAAAACCUCAACCUUGGAACCUUCCUCUUCGCAGCGUCGCUCCCGUGCUAAAACCACCCGCCGCCGUCGUUUCAUCCCACCUGCACCUGGCGCGGCUUAUUUCCACCAGCAACUUCCUUUCCCCAAACCACGCGAUUGCAUCAACCUUUCCCUCCAAUCCAUUGACACGUCGACGCAUAUAGAACCGACACCUCAACAACACUGCGAUCGACCAAACGCCGAUGGAUUCCACCGCGGAAGCAGGAGCUGCACCUGCAGCAACCGCGGCAGAGGCGACAGCGCCCGCCGCGACGGCGCCUGUACCAGCACCAGCACCGGCACCAGCACCACAGCAAAAGCAGCAGCAACCAGCACAAACAGAGGCAACACCCGCCGCUCAACCACCCGCGCAAACGACGCAGCAGCAACAGCAACAGAAGCCGCAGCAGCAGCGGCCUCCCGCCGUGCAGACGCGUGGUCGAUUCUACCAGCAAUCGCUCGGCGGCUCGUUGAACGCCAAUGUGAAGAAGGCGCGCGUUCUCAUGGUUGGAGCUGGCGGUAUCGGAUGCGAACUACUGAAGAACAUCGUGCUCACGGGUUUCGGCGAAAUCCACGUCGUCGAUCUCGACACAAUCGAUUUGAGCAACCUCAACCGACAAUUCCUCUUUCGUCACGAGCACAUCAAGAAGUCCAAGGCAUUGGUGGCUAAGGAUGCGGCGCAGCCCUUCAACCCCAAGGUCAAGAUCGUCGCGCAUCAUGCGAACAUCAAGGAUGCCCAAUUCAACGUCAAGUGGUUCCGCGACUUCAACAUUGUCUUCAAUGCGCUGGAUAAUCUAGAGGCGAGACGGCACGUCAACAGAAUGUGCUUGGCCGCAGACGUUCCCCUCAUCGAGAGCGGCACGACGGGAUUCAACGGCAACGUCCAGGUCAUCAAGAAGGGCGUUACCGCAUGUUACGACUGCACGCCAAAGGAGACGCCCAAGUCUUUCCCGGUCUGCACCAUUCGAAGCACCCCCAGCCAGCCCAUCCACUGCAUCGUGUGGGGCAAGAGCUAUCUCCUCAAUGAAAUCUUUGGCACGAGCGAAGACGAGUCCGCGUUCGACAACUCGGCCGACGCCGAUAACGCCAAGGAAAUUGAAGAGUUGAAGAAGGAGGCCGCGGCCUUGAGAACGAUUCGCGAAUCGUUGGGCACCGAUGCCUUUUCGCAACUGCUCUUCGAUAAGGUCUUCAAUGCCGAUAUUGUGCGACUGGCGUCGAUGGAGGACAUGUGGAAGUCCAGACGGAAACCCGAGGCCUUGGACUACAAGACAUUGUCAGAGCAGUCAGCCGCAGCCCUCGCCUCGAAGGAGACUAUUCUGCAGGGAGGACAGCAAGUAUGGACGUUGGAGGAGAACUUUGCAGUCUUCGUCGACAGCUUGGAUCGUCUGAGCAAACGGAUGCUGGAGCUGAAAAAGGCGCACAAAGCCGAUGCAUCUGGACCCGAACCUCUCAUCACAUUCGACAAGGACGACGAGGACACGCUGGACUUUGUGACCUCGAGCGCAAAUAUUCGUUCAACCAUUUUCGGCAUCGAGAGGAAGUCGCGCUUCGAUAUCAAGCAGAUGGCCGGUAACAUCAUCCCUGCCAUUGCGACAACCAAUGCCAUUGUCGCCGGCCUGUGUGUCCUGCAAUCAUUCAAGGUGCUGAGAGGCGACUUCACCCAGACCAAGGAGGUGUUCAUCUCUCCUCACAACCCUGCCCGUCUGCUCAACUCGAGCAAGUACCGCGCCCCUAACCCAGAUUGCCCUGUAUGCAGCGUAUAUCAGACGAGCGUCACUGUCGACAUGUCUCGAGCGACACUCAAGGACCUUGUCGAGGACUUUGUGCGCCUGGAGCUUGGCUACGGUGACAAGGAGUUCGCCCUAAACAAUGACGUCGGGCCGCUCUACGACCCGGAUGAGACGGAGAACCUCUCCAAGAAGCUCAGUGAGCUUGGAAUCAAGGAGGACUCUUUCCUUACAAUUAUUGAUGAAGACGAUGACGAGCCCUUCGUCAACGUCGUCAUCAGCAUCCAGGAAUCCAAAGAGCCCCUGAGUGACAAGCCUGUUCAGGGCUUGGUCGCUGACCAGAAGCCCGAGAUCCCUCGCAAGCCUAAGAAGGAGACACCCGCCGAAUCCAACGGCACGAGUGAGCAGAAUGGCAAGCCCGCUGUUGAGGUAUCGGAGGUGGCACCAAACCUCAAGCGGCCUCGACCGGAUGAUGGAGACGAGCCGAUCGAAGCGAAGAAGGCCAAAGUGGUCGCUACCACGAGCGGCAGCGACGACGUGGUCAUUGUGGACGAUUCUACCGGCGGAGCCAUUGUCAUUGACGACGACUGAUUGUGCAUGGGUCCACUUUCUUCCAAGUCAAGGGUGUCCCUUCUACGUGAAUGGAGAGCUGCACGCCAGCUCAGACAGCACUGAGCCCGCCAUCCAAGUUGAGGAUGCAGUUAUUGGCGUAUGUGUUUUGAGCAAG